This is a messenger RNA of Perkinsus marinus ATCC 50983, 975 nucleotides long. RefSeq lists its product as hypothetical. Bases 1 to 975 code for a protein of 324 amino acids. The transcript has 2 exons. NCBI's taxonomy places the organism in Eukaryota, Perkinsozoa, Perkinsida, Perkinsidae. The record is from RefSeq and is a predicted model, not a curated record.
AUGUCUGCCUACCAGGCUGUGCAUCAAUAUGCCCCACAUCUACUCCAACGUGUUCCUGUCCUUCGUUUAACUGAUGAUGGCCUUGUCGAUUAUGGAGAAGAAGCCCCUGUUCCCCAAGCCCCUCCUGCUCAAGCCCCUCCUGCUCCACAAGGUGUACCAGUGGACGCUGGAGCUGCUGCAGCAGCAGCCGAAGUAGAGAGCGUCAAUGAGAGUGAAGGUGAUGCCGAGGGGGUUCUCCAUGGGGACAUACCCAUACCUGAGGGAUGGAUAUCGUCCACCAACAACAACAAGCCUAGCAUAUGGAUAAACAAACAGCAGUAUCGGUUUAAGAAGGGAUUGGAAGAUUCCAAGAGUCGAUAUGAGUGCUGUUCCAAAAAGUGUUAUGCCUCCUUUACGGUGCAAGUACGCAACGACCGGCUGUAUUUCACUAGGAGGCCAGGUGCGCAUGGAGCGGAGUGCGACAGAGAACCCGAUGAGGGAAGGGAGACGCAGACUCGUCAGAGGCGACGAAUCCAGGCAGAAGUGGCCAACAAUGGAAGAACGGAUGGGCUAGUCGAAGGUAUCAUUGCUGACGGCGGUUUGGCCAACACGACGCUGCGGGACCAGCGGAACCUCGAGCAGGUAGCCUAUCGCGCUGCCAGAGCGCAAGGACAACCGGCUGCGCUAAAGAGCCUCGAUCUGGAUAGAGUUGGCUAUUAUCAGGAUUUCGUUAAUUUGGUGCAGCGAGACGUCGACAAGUGUAGGGGAAAUGAUCAACGACUUCUCUUACAUGCCGAUGCCGGUCGGCCAAUGAUCAUAUGGGCUGCAGACCGCAAUAUCAACGCAUUAAAUGGUAGCAGUGGUCUUAUUUUUGAUGCUACAUUUGCCGUGGCGCCCAAAGGAUGGCAGCAAUUGUGGGUCAUUCUUAUCGAGAAACAGGGGUACUACAUUCCGGCGGUCUUCAUUCUAAUGGCGCGGAGACCAGGAAGAGUAUGA